CAGUGCCACGCACGCUGACGUAGUCCUGGCCGCACAGGAACCGAGUUUGGGCCUGUCCCGAUCAGCCGCCCCUCCGCCUCGCUCUCGAACCCCUCCAAGUCAGCUUGGCUGUGCGCGGCGCGGCAGUUCCCCGUAGGCCGGGAUCCAAAGGCCAGCAUGGCAUUCGUUUCGGCGCUCCAAAUACCCUACCGGGAGUCCCGCGAUGGAUUCUGGGGGGAACAGACCUCGACGCUGAAUUGGUGCGAGGAGGACUACAACAUCACGUUUUACUGCGCCGAAGUGGUCAACACGCUCACGAACCUGGUGUUUAUGUAUCUCGGACUCAAGGGUCUGCGCAAUGUCCUGGCCUACUCUCACUCGCGGGUAUUUAUCCUUGUGUAUCUGGGCUACCUCGUCGUGGGCCUGGGCUCCAUGGCCUUCCACACCACGUUGAAAUAUGAAAUGCAACUUGCCGACGAGCUGCCCAUGAUCUACACGGUUUGCAUCAUGGCGUUUGCCACAUUUUCCUACAGGAAGUCCGUGGCAGUGCAGGUUCUCGUCGCGGCGACAAUGGCCGGGGUGGCCGUCUUCAUCACGGUCUACUACCUCUACGCCAAGGACCCCGUCUUUCAUCAGGUGGCCUACGGUCUCCUGACCGUGGGACUCAUCUUCCGUGGCUUCUUCGUCAUGGAACGGGACUUGAGGCCGCAGUUGAGCCAGAGGAAUCCCGCCGAAUGCGACCGACUCAUGCGGGAGAUGUACAAACUAGCAGUCACUGGGAUCCUCACCUUCUUGGCCGGCUUUGUCAUAUGGAACAUAGAUAACAUCUUUUGCCACCAUUUAACGACGACCAAGAAGGCAAUUUUGCUGCCGUGGGCGGUGCUGCUGGAGGGUCAUGGCUGGUGGCAUGUCUUGACGGGUUUAGCAUAUCACCUGAUCCUCUGGAGGGUCUGGCUGAACCGCUGCCUGGACGGCAGCGAGAAGGACUUCAUGUUGGACUGGACGCCUUUGCGGACCAUUCCACAGGUGGUGCCCAGGCCCGGCGCCGCUGUGGACGGGGCAUUGCAGAAGAAGACCCAGUAGCCCGGUUAGCACUCUCACAUGUGGAACCGCAAACGCAACCGACAAGACUGGGCCCGGCAGGCGGUCAGGCCCGGAGCCCUAGGCCAUGAUACCAGGUGUGGCGGCGAGGUGUCAUCUUCUCCAGGGCGCUUC
Thermothielavioides terrestris NRRL 8126 is the source of this 1194-nucleotide messenger RNA. RefSeq lists its product as uncharacterized. Gene Ontology annotation, cellular component: endoplasmic reticulum membrane. Bases 157 to 1062 code for a protein of 301 amino acids. The transcript has 6 exons. Gene Ontology annotation, biological process: ceramide catabolic process; ceramide biosynthetic process. The record is from RefSeq and is a predicted model, not a curated record. Lineage: Eukaryota; Fungi; Ascomycota; Sordariomycetes; Sordariales; Chaetomiaceae.